Messenger RNA from Colletotrichum destructivum, 872 nucleotides. RefSeq lists its product as uncharacterized. Lineage: Eukaryota; Fungi; Ascomycota; Sordariomycetes; Glomerellales; Glomerellaceae. Bases 531 to 806 code for a protein of 91 amino acids. The transcript has a single exon. The record is from RefSeq and is a predicted model, not a curated record.
CAGCAGUAAAACCUACUAAUGUACAACUGUGCGUGUCUAGCCGCUGUGGAGACAUAUGACAACCACCCAACCCACCCCCAGCCCAUCCCAUAUGUAAGUCAUCCUGCUGUUCUGCCCCCGUUUAGCCACCGGGAUAGUGAAGCACCAGGCACACACACACACACACACACACACACACCCAAACGCUCACGUGGCCCCUGAGGUUCGCUUCCGGAGUACUUGGCCUGGCUGGUUGGUUGGUAGAGAGGACAGUAUUAUGGUAUGGCCGGUUCGUCCUUGCUCGACACUCGGAAGCCCGCUGGGGAGCAUGUUGAUGCCACCGCACGUUCCGAACUUGUUCAACAAUCAACGUCAUCCACUUUUCACCGUUGCUUUCUUUCUCCGGAAGCGCUUCCACCUCCCUGACACGAGCCACCAGACGCCCAGUUGCCCAUACCAAAUCCUCCUCCCCAGGUACGUUGCCUGUGCUUGAGGGUGGCCAUGCUUAACAUGCGUAACGUGUCCUAGCCCCUCGUCGGCACCCAUGGUCCAUGUUGGACUCGGGGCCAUCCGACAAGGUGGCGAUGCGACUGGUGUGCCUCUUUGCCAGUCAGUGGCCGGCUUCCUGGGACGAAUGGCACGUCUUACACAGCACCUUAUCAGUCGGAAGGGAUAUCGAGAUUUUGGGGCUGCGGCGUCGGCACACAGGCAUCCACUUUUCAGUUAAGAUGGCCAUGGAACGACCCGUCGACGGAAUACCACAUGUCAACAGCGAUGGACCUUGCUGUGAGUUGCCUUCACAUCACGAGAGCGAGACAAGUAGAUAGUGUAGGUGUGUUUCGUCAGUGACACAUCUCUCACCGGCUCCCGAUACAGACGAUGAACACAUUGUA